Messenger RNA from Corticium candelabrum, 1425 nucleotides. Its product is annotated as arrestin domain-containing protein 3-like. The record is from RefSeq and is a predicted model, not a curated record. The coding region runs from base 158 to 1321 and encodes 387 amino acids. Gene Ontology annotation, biological process: protein transport. Lineage: Eukaryota; Metazoa; Porifera; Homoscleromorpha; Homosclerophorida; Plakinidae. The transcript has a single exon. Gene Ontology annotation, cellular component: cytoplasm.
UACAUUCUGAUGUGUAUAUAUACAGUACAGUGUACAUAUACACAGAACCAGGCAUCAGAGCCGUGUGGACACAGACUCUAUUAAAAAUUAGAUGCAUUUGUGGCUCGGAGUCCAGAUAUUGCCAUGGCCGCGCUUUGUGGUAUUCUGACCUUCCGUCAUGACUGCGUUGGCACAAUUCUAUGUCGUCUACAAGAACAACCGGCGCUUUUACUUCCCAGGACAAGCUCUUUGUGGCCAUCUUUAUCUGGAAGUAGUCGAACCCCUGGCAGCGACGAAGAUAGAUGUUGUCGUUCGAGGGAUGGCAAAAGUACGCUGGUCCGAACAAGCUGGCCAGAAUCGAGUGAAAUACAAAAACAUGGAGACUCUAGUUGACGAUACUGUCACAGUUUGGAGCAAAACAGAGAAUACACCGCACCUCCAAGCUGGAGAGCAUUCCUUUCCAUUUAGUUUCAACUUGCCCGCUGGCCUGCCAUCCUCAUUUGAGCUGUUUGGAGUGGGAGUAACGUUUAUUCGCUACUGGGUAAUGGCUACUGUGGAUUUAGACCCUACAGGUCGUGUCAAGUAUAAACGGCCUUUCACUGUGAUUCAGCACAUCGACGUCAAUGAUCCUGUGCUUUCUAUACCAAUGCGCAGUGAAAACGACAAGACACUCUGUUGUCUCUGUUGCAAAUCCGGGCCUCUGAGUUUGAGUGCCAGUAUUGACAGGACGGGAUACUGCCCUGGGGACACGAUUCGGGUGUCUGCAUUGGCUGAAAAUUUGACUAGGAGAGUGAUGACUGGCAUUCGAGCGCAGUUGAUCUCUUUUACAAUACGGAAAGAAAAUGGUUCUGCUACGCGAGCUGGUGAUGGUGGUGUAAGAAUAUUAUUGAGUGAAGUGAUGGGUGACCCUAUUGAGGUUGGUGCAUCGGACAAGUGGGAGAAUAGACCAAUGACGAUUCCGGCAUGUUCACCGUCGAUCGAGGGAUGCAGCUUCAUUAGACAUUUGCACUAUGUACAAGUGUGUGUGGUCGUAGCGAGAGGUUUGAAUCUCAGGGUUCACUUUCCCAUCAUAUUGGGCACAAUUCCACUUUGCGAGACAGUGCAACAUGUCGAUCAGCAUGCAAUGUAUGUUGACAACAAGGCAAUAGGUGUGUUUGCUCUUCCACAGCCGAUGUCUUUACCUGAAGCAACGUUUGUUCUUCCUGUAACUUGUCCACUGGUAGAGGCAGAUGCAACUAGAUUUACAGUUAAUAUUGCUGAAGAUGACGAUGAUGGUACCAUGGGUGACUUGAAUUACUGUCCUGUAGUUCCUUAUUCAAAAGCUAGGCCACUCAACAGGUGAUGUUUUUAGUUGUUGUCUGAUGAACUAGAAGAGACAAAAAUUUUUUUAUUAGAGUAUUAUAGAAGCCUUUAAUGACUAGACAUAUACUGUAGUAAUGGUGAUAA